AACGCUGCGCGUGACGAUCCGCGUACACACCGACUUUCCCUCUCGUCUCUUCAAUCCACACAGGUUUAUGUGUUGUAGGCGUGACGGUGUACGUCUAGGGGCGGUUACUAAGACGCUUGCUUAUGCUAAUUAUUUUUAACUGGAGCCAACCAGAAUAAUUCAAAAUCAAUUCAAAAUUUAGUAAAAUCUACUGCCGAAUUCUGAAAUUUUUUAUCGAGUAUAUUGGACUCCACAAGAGUCAAUAUCGAUUCGAUGACCCCGUGCUUCUCGAGUUCGAUUGCCAACGUGGUAUAUAACACGUCGAGCCUAGGUGUCGUGGGAGGGGAGUUUUAUCAUUAAUAAUAAAGGCGCAGCAUUGAUUUUGCGAUUCUUGAAAGUUGCCAUCAAGGUGCACAUUUUUUCUACCGCCGCCUCAGCCUUAUUUUAAGAACGACUGUUUUUUCACACAUCCAUAUAACACGUAUUCACACAGUCGUGGCGGUGCUUUACUCGUGUUGGAAUUUCAACGUUUUAGCCGAGCGGUUUCAAGAACGUGUAUUCAAGUUAAAGGCUUCCGAUUAUAGGCGCGUGAAAAGUCGGAGAAAAAAAAACUUUUUACGUUUCCUGCAUACAUCGAGCUGUAUAUUAGAUUGGGCGUAAUACGUCGUAUCGGUAUCGAUUCGCUUGUCCGAUUUGUUUUUUUCCCGAUGAUUGGUUUGAUAAAAUAAUAGAAUGUAUACGGCGUCGUAAAUAAAUUCGGUCCGAUACAUUCCACGAGCUUUUAGAUUUCGAAUACACGAUUGCGAUUUUUCAUGCGUGUACUGCUAUGAUACGAAUAUUUAGUAAUCGCUCAAGAUGGAAGAAAAGAAACAGGAAAAAUAGCUCUGAAAAAUCGGCAACGUCAAAAAGCUACUCAUAGAAAGUCCUUAAAACGUUUAAAGCACUGCGGCUAUAUAGCUACUAUGCACGAGAAAAAAAAGGGUUUAAGGCAAUAAACCACGACGAAAUUACGUAACCAGCAAACAGCGCCGAUCGAUCCUAAGACGUUACGCAUGACGAGUAAAAUAUUCCCCAUCGCCACUCCUCGAAUCAAACCGAUGAAUAUGUCACAGAUGAAGAGCUUGAAAAUCCUCUUCAACCAACAUCUCCCAUGAAUACCGGGUUAAUUAUUUAACUGCUCCUCUCGCGCUCGAAAAGUCCGCUCGUUCGCGCUUUUACGAUUACGACAGGGUGUAAAACUCGCUUCCCCUGAUCAUCCCAUCCCCCAGAUCAAUGGCUGCAGAGGAGCCGUCGUAAAGGAGAGAAAAGCUCGCUCUCGAGCGAAAACUGUAUUACUGACGAAAGUUCAGCCACGAUCGUUUUGCUGGCCGAUAAUGUUAAAAAAAAAAAAAAACGGCAUUGUGUCGUGGUCAGGGAUAGGUGAAUUCAGCUAUACUCGGUACUUAUGCUAAAAAAAAAGUCUUACUUAUUCCCGAAGCUUACACUUGGCGCCAGUGACGACAGCGCAGGUGUCGGUUUUCAACUGACCCUUCGGCGCAUAGGUCAGAUCCAUAGUUGUGAUUGAUGCGUAUAAAUACACGUGUCUGCUGUGCGUGUACUCGCUCGCAGAGACACAGACACACGGGUGCGUUUGUAAUAGGUGUGUGCGUGUGUGUGUGUGUGUGUCAGCGGUCUUCCACGGCUCUAUACGCCUAGCCAGAAGAUCAAGCUCCCCUCAGUUGCUUGCCGAUCCUCAUAUUGGCAACUCGAGCUCUCGUUUGCGUGGUUUGCAUCCUUAGUUUCUUGAUUUGUCAACGCUCGAUUUUUAGUCUGCUGGUUCGGUUUAGUAAGUUCUUUUGUUAACAAUACCCUCGAGCAGACGUUCAAGCGAUCCGACGCAAAGUGAAGGCGCUCAGAGGAACCCGGCAACUCUUCGCCGGGUCGAAUAACACGAUUUCGAAUGCCCGAAAGCGCCUUCGAAAAUCGCGCAAUUUGCGCACCUUCGUCGCUGUCUUGAACAGGAUUGUCGAGGAGGACGUAAUGCCCAAAAUGCACAAGAUCAAGCUGACCCGUAGCCAGAAAUUCGGCGUCUACGGGCUCUCCUUGCUCCUGCUCAGCAUCGUAUUCGGGGCCAUCAUGCUGCCCUCUUUGAAGUACUACAUGAUGAGAUGGAAAGUCGCGAUCAAGCUGGGCUGGCAGAUGCGGUACAUAUGGGGCAAACUGCCGUUCAGUAUCGACAUGAAAUUCUACAUGUUCAAUUUGACGAAUCCCGACGAGGUCGACAACGGCGCGAAGCCGAUAAUGCAGGAGAUAGGGCCCUACGUUUACUCCGAAUACGCGGAAAAAGCCUUUCAGGAAGAUCACGAUGAAGACGACAGCGUGUCGUACAAUGCUCGAAGCUACUUCUAUUUCAACCCGGAAAAGACCGCACCGCUGACCGGCUACGAAGAAAUCAUCGUUCCCAAUUACGUCGGACUUGGCACUAUGAACAUCGUGGUAAAGGAAAGACCGGGCGCGACGAACAUUGUAGGCAAGGCGAUCGACAACAUACUGAGAAAGCCGAAUAGUCUCUUCGAGAAAAAAAGGGUCAAGGACAUACUGUUCGACGGUAUGCCUCUGGAUUGUACGGUUAAGGAUUUCGCCGGCGCGGCUCUGUGCAACGAGCUCAAGGGCCAGUACAAGGAUUUUGGUCUCAUCCUGGUUGAAGAGAACCAGUACAUACUGUCCCUUAUUGGCCCGAGAAACGGGACUGAUUCCCCGCGAAUGCGGGUGUAUCGCGGCGUCAAGAACCUCAGCAAACUGACAGAACUCAUCAUGUACGCGGACAAAACAAAUAUGUCCGUUUGGGAGGACGAUUAUUGCGACAAGUUUAGAGGUACCGAGGCCACCUUGUUUCGUCCGUUCCUCAACAACAAGGGCAAAGACGAUCUUGAUCUGGUGUACUCGUCACUCUGCCGAAGCUUCACCUUACGCGCUGACGGCUUUGGAGAAUGGAACGGUUUGAAGACGAUCCGGUAUACGACGGAUUUGGGAACCGACGGGAGGACUAAUCCCAAAGAUAGGUGCUACUGCGAGGAUCCAAAAAACCCAGAUACGUGCAUGAAAAAAGGAGCUUACGACGCUUACAAGUGCGUUCGCUUACCGCUCAUUUUUACCAAUCCUCACUUCUACCUGGCCGACAGUUCGUACCUCAGCCAAGUGGACGGACUUAGCCCCAACAAGGAGAAGCACAUGAUAUCCAUCGAGAUCGAUCCGUUCACCGGCAUACCGUUGCACACGCACACACGAGCCCAGUUCAACCUGAACAUCUUCAAGAUCGACAAGUUCAGACUGAUGAAUAAAUUUCCCGAGGCUCUGUUGCCCAUACUGUGGAUCGAACAGGAAAUGCAGCUACCGGCCUUUCUCACGGAGGAGAUCAAAUUUUUCCACCAGUCCUUCGCCUUUGGACUAACUGUCCAGUAUCUCCUGAUGUUCAGCGGACUGCUCUUGUGCGGAUUUUCCGGCUUCCUGAUGUUCAAGGAGCAUCGAAAGAAGAAGAUGGAGAUGAAGACAACGAUAUCGGUUAAGUCAGCUAGUCAGCCCAAUAGUGCAGACAAGAAGAUCAAUAUCAAUACAUUGCAACCCGCUACAUUACCGACUAGUGUAGAUUACACUCACCUUAGUUAUACGUCAUCAAUGACCAUGCCAUUUUCUGAGUGCAUAACGCUACGUAGCUUUGAUGCAAUGAUUUUUUUGAAAUUUAUCAAAAGAUAUUUGCCCGCCGUCAUCUCGAACAAUAGUAUCAAACCGUAUAAAUUCUUCGACAUGUCGCUGACGAAAAAUAUAAAAAUUGGUGUCGCCGGUUUUUGUAUGUUCGUUUUUGGUAUACUUUUUCAAACUGCGAUUCUUCCAGCUGUGCUAAGGGUGCAAGUUAAGCGGCAAAUAGCAUUGAAGGACGGAUGGUCUAUGAGAGAGAUAUGGAGUGAUUUCCCAUUUUCAUUGGAAUUUUGUUUCUACUUUUUUAAUGUGACAAACCCUGAUGAAAUAACGAACGGUGAAAAGCCAAUAGUGCAAGAAGUUGGACCAUUUAUUUAUGACAAGUGGCACGAGAAAACGAACCAAAAGGAUCACGAAGAAGAUGACACCGUAUCUUACACGCUGAGGACUACUUAUUUCUUCAACUCUGAAAAAAGUAAGGGUCUUACUGGAGACGAAGAGGUUAUAGUUCCUCACUACUUCAUUUUGGGUCUGAUAUUGACGGUACAGCGAGAAAAUCCCUCUGCCAUGCCAAUAGUAGGCAAAGCGAUCGACAGUAUAUUUAAAAAACCGAAGACUAUUUUUAUGAAAGCAAAGAUAAGAGACAUACUAUUUGACGGUUUUGUCAUCGAUUGCAACGUACAAGAUUUUGCAGGAACGGCGGUUUGUUCCGAGGUAGCGGAUAAUUAUGAAAAGCUAGGCCUAAAACUGGUCGGAGAGAAGAAGUACUUGAUGUCACUUUGGGGCCCACUAAAUGGAACCGAUUCUAAGGGUCGAAUGCGAGUUCAAAGAGGAAUUAAAAAUUUCAUGAAUGUAGGAACUGUGGUGGAAUAUGACAACAAACCAAAUAUUUCUGUCUGGGGCGAUGAAUAUUGCGAUACCUUUAAUGGAACUGAUGGAACAAUUUUUCAUCCGUUUUUCAACAAAAAAGGAAAGGAUGAUCUCGUUGCCUACAAUGAACUGCUAUGCAGAGGUAUCAGCUGCCACUUUGUCUCUAAAUCCAAAUGGAAAGGUUUUGAUACGCUUCGCUACACGACGGAUUUGGGCAUCGAUCCUGAGAAUAAUCCUCGACACAAAUGUUACUGCCCGUCAGUAGACUCGUGUUAUAGAAAAGGACCAUACGAUCUUUACAAAUGUCUCAGAGCACCGAUACUGAUUACGAAUCCGCAUUUUUACCUGGCCGACCCAUACUACCUUACUCUUGUGGAUGGAUUAAGUCCUGAUAUGGAAAAACACAUGCUGAUAAUAGAUUUGGAGCCGUUUACAGGUGCGCCUAUACACGCUCAUACGAGAGGCCAGUUCAAUAUGUUUAUCAAUAAAACGGAGAAAUUUAAACUUAUGAAGAAAUUCCCGGAGGCUUUGCUUCCUCUCAUGUGGUUUGAUGAGAUCACUAUUUUGCCUGAUUUCUUGCUGAAAAUUCUUAGGCAAGGCUUAUUAAUGUACAAAAUUGCCAAGAUAUAUCAGUAUCUCAUGAUAUUUGGUGGCAUAGUAUUGUGCAGUUACGGUGGGUAUAAGCACUAUAAGUUAACGCACGUUGAAGACACUAAAAUUGUUGGAGAAUUGGAGAAAACUGAUAGCAUUAACGAAGCAGAUAAUGAUAACACUUCUAUUAAAAAAUCGAAAAGUACCACGAUUCAGAAAAUUGCGGUGCUACCAAACAUAAAUUAACGUUACAAUACCAAAAGUAAGACACUUUCUAUGCGUAUAAGUAAUAACUUUGUUUCUAUAAACUAAUUGUGAU
This is a messenger RNA of Nasonia vitripennis (jewel wasp), 5434 nucleotides long. RefSeq lists its product as uncharacterized. The transcript has 17 exons. Gene Ontology annotation, cellular component: cytoplasm; membrane. Gene Ontology annotation, molecular function: scavenger receptor activity. The record is from RefSeq and is a predicted model, not a curated record. Lineage: Eukaryota; Metazoa; Arthropoda; Insecta; Hymenoptera; Pteromalidae. The coding region runs from base 1999 to 5361 and encodes 1120 amino acids.